AUGGCUCCUCAACCACUCAAGAGGACAUUUGCACUCUACAUGGACAGUGACGAAGAGUCCGACAAUGAGGAACUGCCACAGCAUAUCAAGAAUGUCCUUACCAAUGUCCACUUGCGCUACCCUGCCAUGAACUUCCCUCAAUAUGCCGAUAAACUAAAGGAUCGUGGUAUCUUGUAUCUGCCGACCCCAGCUCAUUUUGGUGUUAGAUUCUACGAGGAGACAGUUGGGAUGCCAGAGGGCACUGCAUAUACCUUUCAGAGCUGUGUUUCUAAAACUCACAUGAAGGCAGAACUUGCGAAAGGGAGAAGGAAAGCUAAAGGGAAGAAGAAAGCAUGA
Suillus paluster is the source of this 336-nucleotide messenger RNA. RefSeq lists its product as uncharacterized. Lineage: Eukaryota; Fungi; Basidiomycota; Agaricomycetes; Boletales; Suillaceae. The record is from RefSeq and is a predicted model, not a curated record. The transcript has a single exon. The coding region runs from base 1 to 336 and encodes 111 amino acids.